AUGGCUAUCUUGAACCACACCAGCUUCACCCACACCGUCUUCCGCUUGCUGGGAAUCCCCGGGCUUGAGGAUCAGCACAAGUGGAUUUCCAUCCCCUUCUUCAUUUCCUAUGUUAUCUCUGUGCUUGGGAAUAGCCUCCUCAUCGUCAUUAUCCUCACAAAGCGCAGCCUCCAUGAGCCCAUGUACCUCUUCCUCUGCAUGCUGUCUGGAACUGAUGUAGUCCUCUCAACUUGCAUUGUACCCCAGGCCUUGGCCAUCUUCUGGUUCAAUGCUGGGGAGCUCUCCUUUGAUCGUUGCAUUUCUCAGGUAUUCUUCCUCUCUUCCACUUUUGUCUAUGAGUCGGGAAUUUUGCUGGUGAUGGCUUUUGACCGCUACAUUGCCAUCUGCUACCCACUGAGAUACACCACUAUUCUUACACAUGCACUUAUUGGGAAAAUUGGUGUGGUCAUCUUUCUGAGAAGUUACGGUACAAUUUUCCCCAUAAUAUUUCUUCUGAGAAGACUGAAUUUCUGCAAAAGUAAUAUUCUCCCAAACACUGCUUGUAAGCACAUUGUCUUGGCCCGUGUUUCCUGUAAUGACAUCCGAGUAAAUAUCUGGUAUGGGUUUUUUGUCCUAAUGUCAACCUUGAUCGUAGAUAUUUUUCUGAUUUUUAUUUCAUACGCGUUGAUUCUCCGUGCUGUUUUCCGCAUUCCUUCUAAAGAUGCCCGCCACAAAGCUCUCAACACUUGUGGCUCCCAUAUCUGUGUUAUCUUCCUUUUUUAUGCCCCUGCCAUCUUCUCAGUCCUCACUCAGCGGUUUGGACGCCACAUCCCACCCCAUAUCAAUGUCCUGCUGGCUAAUAUCUAUAUUCUGGCCCCACCUAUGCUGAAUCCCAUCAUUUAUGGGAUAAAGACUAAACAGAUCCGGGACCAAGUGAUUCAAAUAUUCUUUUCAAAACAGAAAUGA
Molecule: messenger RNA, 945 nt
Organism: Sorex araneus (European shrew)
Lineage: Eukaryota; Metazoa; Chordata; Mammalia; Eulipotyphla; Soricidae
Product: olfactory receptor 52B4-like
Exons: 1
Coding region: 1-945 (314 amino acids)
Biological process (GO): G protein-coupled receptor signaling pathway
Cellular component (GO): membrane
Molecular function (GO): G protein-coupled receptor activity; olfactory receptor activity
Source: RefSeq, a predicted model, not a curated record